This is a messenger RNA of Nematostella vectensis (starlet sea anemone), 3997 nucleotides long. RefSeq lists its product as uncharacterized. The record is from RefSeq and is a predicted model, not a curated record. The transcript has 11 exons. NCBI's taxonomy places the organism in Eukaryota, Metazoa, Cnidaria, Anthozoa, Actiniaria, Edwardsiidae. The coding region runs from base 571 to 3915 and encodes 1114 amino acids.
CGCGCACUUUUUUAGCGCAAGUAACAUGAUAACAUCCGGUCUUGCAUAUUCAUAUAUCUCAGCUAACCAGGCUGGGGAUUAAUACAUCUGUUCACAUGAUGUGUUCACAUGAUCGCGCACUUGUUUAGCCGUGCGCGUCGCACUUACGCGGUUCUUCCCCGACCUAAAAAGGGUGCUCGUUUGCUCUUGAUUUGAAUCUUUGGAAAAAAAUACUUAAAGUUUACACAGGGAAAUAACGCAAUUCGUGUUUUUACUAUAUACAGACAACUGGCAGACUAUCCAUCACGUUAAAAAAAAUGAUCGAUUCAGGAACAAAUCAAAUGGAUCACUCGCGCAAGGGCUAUAGCGCGUGAUGGAAACAUGAUAACCGCACGCGCAUUACGUCAUAAUUGUGACAUCAUAAUUGUGUCUAUUACGUGAUGAAACGUUCAGCAGAAAAAGCUGAUGACCCACUGAGCUGACGACCCGAAACCAUGAAGAAUCAAGGAAACCAACAAAAUGGAACUUCGUAACGCCAUGUCGUGACAUUCGAGUCACCCAGGAAACGGAAAACUCUACAGAACGACAUUCAUGAGUAAAGUCAAUGGUGGUAAUCACAUGGUGUUCGCACUUGGCCCCGCCCUGCUGUGUGCCCUCCUGCCCCUCUUCCUCUGCCCCGCCAAUGCCUUCUUGUACGACAAGGAGGUUGAGAUCGUGCGCACGGAGUGGAGCCCGGUGGUAGUGGUGGUAAGACACGUGGAGUACAUGGGUGUGGCUGAUAACGGGACGCUGAAAUGCAGUGUGCCCGGGUUUACUAAAUACAGAUGGACGAUCCUGAACAAAGCCAGCAAGGAGGGCUACGCGGAGUCCGUUGUCAUGGGGACAGACGAGGAUUUACCGGAAUCGCAGUCGGAUCUUGAGAUAGGUGGUGAAGAGGGGAUACCGCUGGUCAACGACCUGAUGGUUGUCUCAUGCGAGGCGAUGGUCGAGCUAGAACCGCGCAUGCGUAUGGUCUGGGUCAUUACCAGAAUGCACUCCCCCCUGGGCUACCCCACGGAUCCGUCUGUGUGCGACUACGGGUCCAACAGUUACUUGACGAACUGCACGUGGUAUCAGUGGACGUACCGCACGGACUGUUACCACGGCAAAGGGCUGGAGUACAGAGGCACACAGAGCAGGGCACUCAAGGGGAACAUGUGCAAAUACUGGCACAUGUCAGGAGGAGCGCACCCCAAUAGCCACAAGCUCGCCCGUGUGAUGGGCUUCUACUCCAAAGGAGGUCACGACUACUGCAGAAACUUCCCCUUUAAUCCAACAUGCUACCUCAAGAAUAAUGACGUUAAAAGUUGCCAAAGCAAUAUCCUCAGUCAACCUUGGUGUUACUCCGACACGAACCCUGCUGAGGAGACGGAGUACAAGAUCCAUUACUGUAAUGUAAAGCAGUGCUCUGACUGUAUGUACGGCCAAGGCAAUGGAAGCUUUGCUCUGUACCCUGGGCGGAAACUCCCUGAGUACCAAGGCCGAAGCAUUGCGACAAAGAAGGGCGUCCCAUGUCUCCAGGGCGUUGGCUGGGAGGAUAAUGUGUGCAGGUCAACGCUUAAGAUCAAAACAAAAGCUAUGGGGAGUUAUCACACGGUGACUAGACACACCCCUCAUUGUUAUGUAACCAAGCCUGGUGCUGUCACCAGCAAGAUAAAACAAGUACCGGACGAGAAUCUGGAAUUAGCGGAAUGCAAACUGCGUCAGUGUACUGUGAGACAGGUCUGGUUUCUUUUCUUCAAUACUUUCGGUGACGCGUUUAUAGAGGAAUCUAAUCUAAAGGGGAUAAAAAUCGUACUGGUCAGGGGACGGAAGGAAGAACGGAUCAAAUUUGGUGCGUUUGGGAUACAUCGCCCUGAAGGCCUUACAUUAGGAACUUCUGACUACCGUCUCUCGAGCUAUGUGAACAAUUUCCAGCUUAUUCCACGCAGACCCCCUGGCCCUUUGAGCGAGAUUGUUAUCCGGAACAUCCAGAGUUCCUACAGCGGAGUGUACUCGGUCCAUUACAAGUUUUCCGAAGCAGACCCCGCUGUUGACCAAGGGGUUUAUAAGGUCAACUUCGAGCUCGAAGUCAAAGAACCCACGACUUUCUCUCUGAGCCCAGGCGCUAUGGGCGUAUGCCUUGACGGAGAGGGCAAGUUCAGGCUGAUGGUCCAGGGUCACUUUGACAUUCUGGAUGAUAGUUUGGAGUGGUUUUAUGGCCCGUCGCGUGAAAAGGCCAUUACGAGGGUUCGCCCAGAAAACACAAGGUUCGAGCUAACCGCAGACGCCAUGGGCCUUUUGGUGAAACGCGUGACUACGGAACUAUGGGUAAUGGUGAAGGGACGCACGUACUCGGGGUUUCCCUCAGCUACUGCAAAAGUGGCCAUUAAAGAUCAGCCCCUGCUGAAAGCAAUCACACCAACAAAUCAGUACGCAAGUCCAGGGGAUGAAGUCAUUAUCACCAUAGAAACAGACCAGCUUCAGAAGGUCACGUGGGUAUUUGACGCAAUGGUGAUUGGCAGUCUCCCUGACGACCCCGACAUGGGCUUCCAACGUGUACCACGUGGUCAAAGCUUAGUGACGUCACUUGUGAUUGCAGGAGUUAAGGAACAUCACUACGGCGGCUAUAAAGUGUCAGCGGUUCUAAACGGCUGCACAAGCGCACUGACAUUUUACGUGAAACACAUAAGUGAGAGACCAGAGGAGGAGGAAGGACCAGUGAUGGAGAAAGGCGGCGAUAAGAGCAGUGAGAAGCCAAAGCCGACACAACGCUCUUUCAACAGAACAGGCAUUUGGUGCACUGACGACCUUGAGCCAUACGCCUUUUUCUUCUCUGUCGACUUUCCGACUGAGAUGACUAUUGGCGCCUUUAGAAAUGAGCCUCUGUCCGGAACGAGCGCAGUCGAAGUCCAGCACUAUACGAUUGGUCACAGCCUAGACAAGAAGUCUUGGACAAAUACGACUUUUAAAGGAAAGACGAAGAUUCCUUAUAUUAUAUCCGGGGAAGACCACUCUCCUCUUCCGGUUCCAAUAACUGCUCGUCACUUCCGGUUCUAUCCUGAGAAGCUUCCGGGAACUGUUGCAUGCAUGAAAGUGAGGCUGUAUGGCUGUCGAGGAAAAACCCUUGAGUGUGACAAGACUGGUAACCCCGUACCCACUCCCCUGAAUCUCAAGUUAUUUGUGGGGGCACCCCUCGGGGCGAGUAGCCUUUUUGCCUUAGUGGGUCUCCUCUUCUGGAAUCAGAGAAAACUCAGGCGAGAACUUGAGCUUGAAAAGAAGCGAAGGAAAAGAAAAAAGAAACGAGGUAAUAGGCGGAUUGGUGGCAGUGAGGACGAAACUAGCGAUGAUUAUAAAGCAAAGCGAGUGAAGAAGCGCGCGAAAAGGGAGGAUUCCAGGGACGAGAGAAGACGGAAACGUGAGCGACGAGAUGAAAGACGGAGAAAGCGUGGUGCAGAAGAUGAUAGGAGAAAAAGAGCUAAGGAAAAGAAGAGACAGAUGUAUGACAAAGGUUUGUCUAGCGAUGCAAGGCGCUGGGAUUCAAGCGAUGAGAUAAGGGAAAAAAGAAAAGUCAAAUAUCAAUCUAGUGAGGAUGACAAGAAACAAACAAAAAACAACAAGGAAUGGAACAGCGGUGAAUCAUCAAGCGAAGAAUAUACUAAAAAAGACAGGAGAAAGAAAGACGAGUCAAAACGAACCAGGAAUUAUUCUUCUGAUGAGGAAUUUAGUGCGAGGAGACAGAAGUGGAAGGGAAAGAGAGAACGAGACAAGAGGGAGAGGAAACUGGAGAGAUAUAUGCAUGGCUCGUCGGAGGAUGAUUCAGGGAUAAGAAAUAAGAAAGGAGAUAAGAGGAGCAAAGAAAGGGAUGAGGGUCGACGUAAGGGUAGGGGGAAAAGGGAGGAGAGAGGGACGAAAUGACCAGAGAAAAGAAAUUAGAUGCUAGGAACAGAUGAAGACACACACAAAAAAAAAAACAAGUAUAAAGCCAUGGUUCGUUUUA